GCUCCAGUAACAUGGAGGCUGAGUCGUUGGAGCUGGAGGACGGGGAAGUGGUGGAUGACGAGUCAAUCGACACCUUCGGACCCUACAACGUUCUCCAGAGGCCCCACACAGUGGUAACAACAGUGAAAGUAUCAAAAACCACGUACAGCGACGAUUCCGAUGAGACGUCGGACACAGCCAGUGACACAGACUCAGAUUCAGCCCCCAAGAAGGUGAAACGCCCCAAGAUGAAGGCAAAACGACGAAAAACCACGGAGGAGGCGAAGAAAACCGACAAAUACAAGAUCUGGUGCACCCAGGUCCAGGAGGAGGUGCUCACCGAGGACCUAGUGUCCUGCGGUGUCACCAGGAAGAUGCAUCAGGGUCGCAGUGUCGAGAACUACGACCUCCCAGUGGAUUUCCAGCUCAAUGGUGAUUUUAGCCUGGAGAACAACAGCUCUGAGGACGACAGAGAGGAGGACCCUGGACCCAGGAGGGCCAGGAAGAGGACCAACUCUGACAGGAGAAAUGUCAAGUUGAGGCUGGGAAGACGACGGAACUCCAUGGACGUCGAUAGUCAGAGGGGCUCUGGGAGAACCAUUGACGAAUUAUCGGUCAGUGUCGAGGCGACUGACGAGGAAGUCGCUCAUGACAUUGCGGAGAAGCUUAAUGAGAAGAAAGACUCUUUGAUAAAGAAAGUAGUGGAUAUUAUUGGCAAGGAGAAAGCAAUAGAGUUCUACCAGAAGACUAAAGAAAUCGAGAAAGACGGGGGAAUGCUGAUAAUGAACGGAUCAAGGAGAAGAACUCCAGGGGGAGUUUAUCUCUACCUCGUGAAGAACGACGAUCAUAUUCCACAGGAGAAAAUCCGUGAGAUAUUUUUCGUUGACAAGAAGGAAUGUACAGAGAAGAAGAGGGCUGAUCAGAGGGACAGAAUACGUCAGAAGGCGAAGGCCCUGAUGAGGAAUGGAUCUGAGAAGGAUUUGCCAGCACUCCUGACGAGAGUUGAAUUGUCAACGAGACAAAUUGCCGAGGAGGCCAGACUGAGGAGGGGUGAGGGCAUGGAGAGAGACCCAGGGGAUUCGAACAGGCCUGUAUCCAAUCCACCCCCCAGUCCAGUCACAGACGAUCCAGAUCACUCGGAACAGAUGAUUGUUCAUCAUGAGAGGAGAAUCGAAGAUUACAGCGACGAUUUUCUCGAUCUCGGGGCUGACAUCGACAGCAUGGAGAUGUUUUGAAAUUUUAACAUCUCGAAGAAUGGGAAAAAGAUUAUGAUAUUGACAGUGUUGAAGCACAUCCACACUCACCAGCAUCACGAUAAUUGUUGACAUUAGUCUAUUUGAGUUGUUGCAGUGUCGGUCAGUGAUGCUCUCCACGGAAUUCAUCGGUGAUAGUUUUAAUGUACAUAAUCUUCGGUUAUUUUUUAUAGAAUACGUGCAACGGCAAAGUACUGAUGAAUUUCGUAGUGAAUGUCGUUGGAAAUGUGAUUGAUUUCUUGGGUAAAAAAUAUUUCGUGGGUGAACACUUUCAACGAACAAUUUUUUAUCGAUUAUCAAAUAAUGGUUUUUCUUUUGGUAUGAAAAUAAAAUGCGUUACACUUUGUAAAAAAUGAGGUUUUUCAUUCUGUUUUUAAUUCUGUAGUUGCAUUUUUAAUUAAUUAAUCUAGAAUUUUCUUUAGGUGUGCCUAGACACUGAUAUUAAAAUGGACAGUCUCAUCGAGAAGAUCGAAACUUCGUGAAUUAGCUGAAUUUUAAAUGGGAUCCAUCCAUCUAGCGGUUAUAUAUUUUUUUUAACAAGUGUUUUGGCCCUUUUUUGAGAUUUAAAAAUUUUUGUCGGCGAUAACGAUCGCACUUCGAGAGAAACUGAGAAUAGAUUCGGAUUCAGCGUGAAAAAAUCUAUUUAGAGGUGGUAAUUUCAUACUCAGGGCAAAAAACACCUAAAUUUUGUAGAACUGUUAUUUAUCGUCAGAGGAGAUCUGAAGAUUACAGCGAUGAUUUUGUUGAUCUGGGGGCUGACAUCGACAGCAUGGAGAUGUUUUGAAAUUUUAACAUCUGAAAGAA
Messenger RNA from Diachasma alloeum, 2036 nucleotides. RefSeq names its product phosphorylated adapter RNA export protein (gene Phax). The record is from RefSeq and is a predicted model, not a curated record. NCBI's taxonomy places the organism in Eukaryota, Metazoa, Arthropoda, Insecta, Hymenoptera, Braconidae. Gene Ontology annotation, biological process: snRNA export from nucleus. The transcript is spliced from 4 exons. Gene Ontology annotation, cellular component: nucleus. Bases 12 to 1214 code for a protein of 400 amino acids.